Cuscuta campestris is the source of this 6265-nucleotide messenger RNA. Lineage: Eukaryota; Viridiplantae; Streptophyta; Magnoliopsida; Solanales; Convolvulaceae. The record is from the annotation of a GenBank genome assembly.
AACUAACAGUGAUGCUAAACUUGGAGCACCUCCUAAAAUUGGAUUUGUGUUUUUGGAGGGAUUUAGCAAAUACGGAGUCUGCUAUUCUCUUUUUUCUUGUUUCCAUCUGCUGGAAAUCACCCGACCGAAGAAGCGUUACUGACUGCUCUGAUCGGAAUGGAUUCCUCCUACGCUUCUUUAUGGGAGAAAACUCGAAUUCCUCAACCAUCGUUUCAGAAGCUAGCCGUGAUUUCAAUCUUCGAGAAACUCCGAUCCGCUCCGCCGCACCUCGGCCCCGACUCCCUCCCUGGAACGGAAGCCAUCACUCAGUGCCUCCACUCCGCCUCUCCCGCCGUCCUUGACCAGUCGGUCCGCGAGCUAUGCCGACUCGUCAGGGACUCCAAGCUGGACCUCUCUCGAGGGUUACUAGAGCUCCAGUCUGCCCUCGAAGCCACUGCUUCUCGCUUCGUCAGUCUCUUCGUCAAAGGUUUGGGAUUUCUUGUCCUGUUAGGUUUUCGGAACAAUUCUCAUUCAUUUCAUUUCAAUGCGCCAGAGACGCAUCCGUUUGUCAUGAUACUCUCUUCACGGAAAGAGGUACAUCCCGAGCUUGUGCGCCAGGUGCUCAUUCUGUUAUCAGAGGGUAAACAACACCGGAUGUUAGAAGCUUGUCAGUUCUUAACACCUUUUCUGAAUUUUGCAAUUGUGCGGGCGUCUUCUGCUGCUUCUCUGGCUUUCUUUGUUAGAAAUCUGAUGUCAUCUAUAGCAUUAUUAUGCUGUUCGCUUUCUCAAAAGGCUGUCCCUAUUAUCAAGCUACUAAUUGGACGGAUUAAAUACUUCCCCUGUAGGAAUGAGGAUGACAUAACAGAUAUUUUUUAUUUGGUUGAAUGCAUAGUGGAUGCAUUGUCUAUGGUCUUGAGGCAACUAGUUGGAAUGGGAUUGCAUGUUCACGAAGCUCAAUUAUGCAGUGCGGAACUACUGGAUGCGAUUUUCUCAUUGCAUAAUGAUCUUCUCCAGCCAGCAGGUUCCCUUGAGUACAUUUUAGAGAUAUCAAGGCGCUUAUUGGAUGUGCAGAAAGAGCUUGGAUUAAGUUUUUUGCCCGAGCUAUCAUCAGCAAUAUCAUUCUUUAUUAUAAGACUUAUCUAUUCAGAGCUUGAACAUGAACAACUCUCUGCAGUGAAACUGCUUUCCUUCAUCUUAAGUUGGAAAAAUGGCAGUGGCAAAACUGGUCUUAGAUCUUCAUGCAUAUUACAUGAAGAACUUUUAUGCAUUUUUCCUGUCAUCAACCUUGUACACUCUCCAUCAAAAUCAGUAAAGAAAGAAGUUAUCAAUUUGCUUUCUGUUUUAAGAAAGCUUUCAAUUGAUUCAUUUGUUCUAUCAAGUACAGUUGUGUCAAAUGAAUGGAAGCUUCCCUCCAUCAGUACAGCUGAACACUUUGCUCUCAGGCUACUACAGAAUUUGUGGCUUCAGGACAAAGCUUCAUUACCUAGCCAUUUCUAUCUAAAUGUUGCUCGUUUUGAUGAAUCAUCCACAAACAAGAAGAAUAUAGCAAAGUCAUGGGCAUCUAUGUUGAAUGAGUACAUGAUGCUGAUCAUUUCAAGAAGAAAGUCUCCUUUAUCAAUAUCUGGAUCCCAUGAAAAACUUCUUACUGAAAUGCCUUCAUUACUAAGUGGGAUCACAUGUGACCAAGCUUCAUUACCUAGCCAUUUCUAUCUAAAUGUUGCUCCUGUUGAUGAAUCAUCCACAAACAAGAAGAAUAUAGCAAAGUCAUGGGCAUCUAUGUUGAAUGAGUACAUGAUGCUGAUCAUUUCAAGAAGAAAGUCUCCUUUAUCAAUAUCUGGAUCCCAUGAAAAACUUCUUACUGAAAUGCCUUCAUUACUAAGUGGGAUCACAUGUGUACUCCUCUUGCAUCGAACUCUUGCACAGUCUGCUGUAGAUUUAUUGGCUACAUGCAGCCAAGUGGACCCAAAACUUGGGAUGCCAUUGUGGCUAGUCAUGCUUUUCUACACACAUAUGUUUUCUGACAAGGAUAUUAGUUCCCCUGCCUUGCCGUUAAAACUCUUGGGCAUGCUACCAUCACUUGCUUCACAUUCUGCAAUGUUGCCUCUAGUCAUUCAAACAAUUUUACCGAUGCUUCAAAAGGAGGCUCAACCUGUUCUGUAUGCUUCUGCAAUACGUUUGAUCUGUAAGGCAUGGGAGUGCAACGAUCGCGUCUUUGGAAGUUUACAGGGAGUAUUACUCGCAAAAAAAUUUACAGAGCUCGCAUGUGAGAGAGAGAUCUGUAUUAGCAUGGCUCUUUCCAUUCGUAGUGUAUGUAGAAAGGACCCUGAUAGAGGUGUUGACCUUAUCUUGUCUGUGGAGGCUUGCAUUGAGCAUCAAGAUUGUCUUAUUCAGUCACUUGGUCUUGAAAGCCUUGCCCAUCUUUGUGAAGCAGAUGUAGUAGAUUUUUAUACAGCUUGGGAUGCUAUAGCAAGACAUGUGCUAAACUACUUCAGAAAUGCCACUGUUGCUUGUAGUCUUUGUCAUCUCUUAAGAUGGGGUGCACUGGAUGCCGAAUCAUAUCCUGAACCUGCUCUUGGAGUUGUGAAAUUAUUGUGGGAAAUUGGGAACUCUAAAAUUGUUGGUGUUGGAUGGAUGAAAGCUCGGGCAUCUGCCUUUGUGGCAUUAACUCAUUAUGAGGUAGGGCAAUUUCAGAGAAGCAUUCCAGAAUUUAAUGAUAGGAAUUUGGAGUUCCUUACAUCUGAGGCUGAUCUGGUCGUAUUGAAAGCAUUAAACGGAUUUGAAGUAAAAAUUAUAAGUCAUGAGCACACUACACGUAGAAGAUUGGUGAAGCAGAAAAAACAGCCAAAAGGAAAGAUUGAAAAGCUAAUUGAUGUUUUCCCUAAGGUCAUGAUUACUUCAGGAAGUGACAGAAUACCUAGAGAACUGCCUGGUGCAGCACUCUUUUGCCUUUCUUUCAAUCAUAAAGGCUUGAAUUUUCCGAGAACACCAGAAGCAUUGCAAGAUGUACAAGAUAAAUACAAGAAUGCUGUAGUUGAAAUAGUCGACUCUCUUCAGCUCUCAAGGAAUGUUUUGAUUGCUCUACUGGCAUUGCAAUCUUGGAAACCAUUCAUGCGAAGAUGGCUAAGGGCUCGCCUCAUAUUACUUGAUACAAAGGUGCAUUCGACUGUGUCAGAUAGAACUUCCAAUGCUGCUAAGGAAAUUUUGAAGAAUUUGAUAGAAGUUGGCAAAACAUCUCCUCCCAGAUCUGCUGAGAAUAUUGGGUUAGCAAUUGGGGCUCUUUGUUCGGUACUCCCAUUAUCCGACCAUGUUAUUAAAUCAACUGCAUCAAAAUUCUUGCUGGGAUGGCUGUUCCAACAUGAGCAUGAGUAUCGACAAUGGUCUGCUGCUAUUUCUCUUGGGUUGAUAUCAAGUUGCCUGCAUGUGACCGAUCACAAGCUGAAAAUAGAAUAUAUUAAUGCACUUCUUGAGGUGUUAUCCAUGAGCAAAAGCACCCUUGUGAAAGGAGCAUGUGGGGUUGGGUUGGGGUUUUCAUGUCAAGAUCUUCUUACCAAGAGUGAAGCUGAAGAUAAUUCUCAUCUGGGUAGAGGAACACUCAGAGCAGAAGAAGUGAAUUUGUUGAAAAAGAUUAUUGGGAGCUUAUCCCAACUGAUAAGUCCAUUAACUCAUUCAUCAGUUGAUAUUCUGAAAAAUGCAUUUUCAUGGCUUCAACUUGGAUCAGAUGAUUUUGAUUCAAAUGUUACUCCCAAGGUUCUUGAACAAAGCAGUGACAGUUUUAAGGAUGAUGUAUGGGGUACUGCAGGGCUCAUAUUGGGCUUAGGCAGUUCUGCUGGUGCAAUCUAUAGAGCCGGUGGUUAUGAUGCAGUUCUCAAUCUGAAAACCUUGCUUCUGUCUUGGAUUCCCAACUUGAAUCCUUCCGUUCCUUUUUCUGCUGCAAGUGCAGAAUGUGAGCUUCUGUUAUCAACAGGUGCUUGCCUUGCAGCACCUAUGGUAAUGGUUUUCUGUCACAGAGUAGAGCUUAUAGAUGGUACUCAGAUGGAGCAGCUAGUGGGUUGCUACAAGAAACUUAUUUCUCAGCUAGUCCCUGUUCAGAGGUUUAGCACUCUUCAUCAGAGCUUGUUGUUGGCAUCUUGUGUUGGAGCUGGGAGCCUUCUUGGUGCCAUUUCGAAUGGAAGUUCGCAUGCUUUGAAAGUUGAACUUGUAAAAGAUUUGCUCGAUUUAUUCAGGAAGAGCUACUCAAAUCCCAACCAUCCUUUAGUUCACUUGGGCGCUGUCAUUGGGGCUGUAAAUGCGUUAGGGGCUGGUGCAAAUAUACUGUUUCCAGAUCACCCUUCGUGCUCAUUAUAUGUUAUCGAUGAUCAAAAGGAGUCUCCGUUCAUCAAUGGUCCAUUACUUUCAAAUCCAGCCUUGGAGCCUUAUUUGACAUCAAUGGUGCAAGAGAUUUUUCUUUUAGCACAAAACUCUGAUAGUGAUCAACUGAAACAGUAUGCUGCAUGGGCGGUUUCCUUUCUUAGGCAUUCUUUACAUUUCCAAGAGCCACAUAAUAAGGAAACUACAGUUGGUGAUGAAGACAUCAAGAAUGUCUCACACUCUUUUCCCGAGGACAGCACAGUUUUGAGGCUAUCUUUGUGGCUAAAGAAUCUGCAGUACACUGGGACAGGCAAAGUAGUACAUGUUAACACUGUUGCAAGGGUUAUGCACUGUCUUACACAAGCCCCCAGAUUGCCAUCAUUAGAUUGGGGAAUAAUCAUCAGAAGAUGCAUGCAAUACGAGGGUGAAGUUGCUGAAAUGUUGUCCCAAGAUGUAACCUUUGAGAAAGGACUUCUGAGAGAGGAAUGCAUACUUUUCUCUCUAUCCCAUGCAAACCAAUUUGAUCAAAUCCUUAUCUUUCUUGACGAACUUUGCGACCUUGCCAGGAUGAGGGCACUUGAACCAACUCUGCAGUCAUGCAUACUAGUGUACCUGGCUGAUCUGUCUAAGAUAUUCUCUGGCUCUCGGGUUUUGAAACUGUUCAAUGAUUUGGCUAACUUCUUAUCUUGGUUAGUUUCAUCUGGACAAUUGAGUCCUGAUCAGAAAAGCUCAUUGAGGUCGUCAUGCUGGAGAGGCCUGAAUAAGUGUUUGGAGGAAUCUUCUCUUAACACACUAAGUUACAAAUCUGAAAUAGAAAACUGUAUGGAAAUUCUAUUCCAUGCAUUACCCCAGUUUCCCUCCGUUGGCUCUAAACAACUGUAUCAGGCAAAUAUCUCUGGAGAAUGGUCUGAAGCAAUUCGAUGCCUUGCGAAAUCUGAACAAGGAUGGCUAUUGAAUCUUUUGCAGAUUCCGGAGGUGAGUCAUAAUGAGGUAAAUGAUCACUCUGAAUCUGUGAAAAAGAUCCUAGUGAAAUCAAGAUUAGUUCAAACUGGCUCCAUCUCAUUGAGUGAACUCGGAAAACUACAAUCUUAUAUGUUGAACCACAGAUGUGAAGUUAUCUGGGAUGCUCUACUAGGCAUUAUAGAGACUUUGCAGUACAUUGAUGGGAGUGCCAAGAGACAAUGGCUUGUUAAUGCGAUGCAAAUUAGCUGUGUUUCACGUUUUCCUUCCACGGCAUUGCGGUUCAUUGGCCUGCUAUGUGGAAGCUGUUGCAGAUACAUGCCUGUUUUAGUUGUAGACCAAAUGGCUGUGUUGAGUGACCUUCCCAUCACACUGACAUCCCUUCUCUUGGACAGCCAAUGGGCAGUGGUAGCAGAAUCUGUUGUUUCCCACAUUUGGUCAUUAACCAUUCGAGUCCAUGAGUGGGCAAAAUGCAUAGCUGACGGUAAGUGUUCAGCUAAACAACCGCCUAUUGACAACAGCGAAAAUGGCAUGGCUGCUUUCCUCUUCCGGGUAUUGCACCAUUCAUGUGUUUCUCUGAAACAAUAUCUAUCCCCUGAAGAGCAACUAGAAUUGGCGAACAUGGAGUCAACAAACCUGUAAGAUCAUAGAAUAAUUAGUCUUUUAACAUAAGCUGUACAAAUCCCACCUCUUCCGCCCUUGGAUUGGAUUUUGACUUUUGAUGAAAACGAGUGCGACCUCCAUUGAUUGUUCCAUCUUUAUUUUAGAAGUGCCAACUGCAAAGGGAGCUGCCUUUUUAAUCUCCCAAGAAAGUAACACUGAUUGUAAAACAAACUCAAUUUUUUUUAUUCCAGAGCUUUGUGUGUUUUUGAUGCUGUGAAAGUAAGAGCAAGCUGAGCCACACUGCCUUCAACAGAUUGUUUUAAAAAUGCUCUGUAAUGCAUAUCAUUUGCCUUUAAAAGAUAUACUCUGUUUAUUA